UUUUACAUUCACUUUAUGGCGUCACCACCUAAAAAACCUAGAAUCGAUAUUGAAUUCUAUGAACAAAGGAAAACAAUAGGCUAUUUUGAAAAGAUUGUGAAUCCCUUACGUGUCGAUUUGGAUAAAGAAGGUUGCGAUACAAGCUUCAGUUCACCUGAUUUAGGCUAUUUUACUGCUCAUCUUCAAAAGUUCCAAUUGGAACAAAAGACAUCAGGCCUUCCUUAUGCUUACUUUGAUGUUCUCUCACUCUCUACAGAAGCACCAUUGUAUCAUAUCUUGAGGGCUGCUUACAAGUUUAAGUCGGAUCAUCAUAUUGUCGAUUGGCGAUGGGAUGCCCAUGAAGAAGUGCAGACGUAUUUAACCAUGAUUGAGGUGAUCAAACAAGCUUUAGAUAAAGCUGGUUUUGAGUUGUGUAUACCUCGUGUCUAUUGUAUGGACCAAGUUAACAAGGAUACAUUAGCUGUGGUAUUUCAACAGCUUGGAGGUAUGAUAGUCAACAACAUAGAAGAUGCAACAUUUGUUCUGUAUGAUGAACACCAAAUAUUUGAUCGACAUCAUCCACAAUGGCGUGUAUGCAGCACCACAGACGAUAUAGCAUUCAUACAUUGGAUUGGUUUACCUGAUUCAUACAACACACUUGUCUCAUUACAAGACUGUGAUCAAGACAAGCAAGAACAAUCCACACUACCACAAGACAAAAAAAGAGCUCCAUGGCAUGUCAAGUUCAAUUGGAUUCAAGACAGCCAGACAUACAAUGAAUGGAUGGCACCUUUGGAUUAUAUCAUGCUUGAACAACAACAACAUGCCAGUAUCAAGCGAAAAAGACAAGAGGAAACAGAAAAAGAAAACAAGAAGAACAAGACACCCGAUACAAUCGCACGUCAAUUCAUGCCUACACAACAACACGAAGUGAUCAUUCCAUCCUAUGCUGCCUGGUUUGAUUUAGAUUCUAUUCACCCUAUUGAGACCAAAGGUCUGCCAGAGUUCUUUAACAACAAGAACAAGAGUAAAUCAGCCAAUAUUUACAAAGAGUACCGUGAUUUUAUGGUCAAUACAUACCGCUUGAAUCCAAUGGAGUAUUUGACUGUCACAGCCUGUAGACGGAAUAUAGCAGGGGAUGUGUGUUCUAUCAUUCGAGUCCAUGCGUUCUUGGAGCAAUGGGGGUUGAUUAAUUAUCAAAUUGAUCCUACUGCUAAACCCACUGCUAUUGGCCCACCUCUUGAGGGACAAGUCAAAGUGAUUGCAGAAUUACCACCCGCACUUGCUCAGCCUAGUGUCGACACUCUCUCCUCUUCAGAACGCGAACAAGGAUCCACCCACACACAUCAUGCUUCUACACAAUCACCACCAAAACCUUCGAUAGAUCUUAAUUUAGACUUACGUGUGAAUAUCUAUCAACCAAAGCAUACAUGUAGUGUCUGUCAUACAGUAUCCACAAAAGAAGGAGGUUAUGUUGACCAACAAUUUGUCUGCAAAGACUGUUAUCAACCAAAAGAACACACGUCAUACACUCCAACACAAUGGACAGAACAAGAAGAUGUGCUUUUAUUGGAAGGAUUAGAGAUGUACCCAGAAGACUGGGAUAAGAUAGCGACUCAUGUUGGCACAAAGACACGCGAUGCCUGUAUUCUGCAUUAUCUUAAAUUGCCCACUGUGGAUCCUACUCUGUUCUACAGAAAACAUAACUGUAAGACAAAACAAGACGACGAUAAUCCAAUCAUGUCAGUGGUGGCCUUUUUGGCAGCCAAUGUCAAACCACAAGUGGCUGCUUCUAUCUUAUCAGAUCAAGCCUUGGAUCAAGAGAUGACAGAAAAGACAGAUCAUAGCGAAUUAGAGACCAAGUAUAGUUUGAUUCAUACCCAAUUGACAACAUUUACAUCCCGUCUAAGCCAGUUUGAACAACUGGAAGCAUGCGUAGAUCAAGAAAAAAGACAGUUGGAACAGGAACGAUUUCUUAUUCGAGAAGAGCAUAGAGCGAUACGAAAACAAAUGGAUCAACUGUAUGCUCGUAUGUUUGCAGCAAAAAAAGAAGAAGAAAAAGAAGGCAUGAAAUAAAUCAGGGUU
Molecule: messenger RNA, 2064 nt
Organism: Gilbertella persicaria
Lineage: Eukaryota; Fungi; Mucoromycota; Mucoromycetes; Mucorales; Choanephoraceae
Product: SWIRM domain-containing protein
Exons: 2
Coding region: 16-2055 (679 amino acids)
Molecular function (GO): protein binding
Source: RefSeq, a predicted model, not a curated record